Panicum virgatum (switchgrass) is the source of this 4851-nucleotide messenger RNA. RefSeq names its product putative disease resistance RPP13-like protein 1. The record is from RefSeq and is a predicted model, not a curated record. Bases 151 to 4527 code for a protein of 1458 amino acids. Gene Ontology annotation, biological process: defense response to other organism. NCBI's taxonomy places the organism in Eukaryota, Viridiplantae, Streptophyta, Magnoliopsida, Poales, Poaceae. The transcript is spliced from 3 exons. Gene Ontology annotation, molecular function: ADP binding.
AAACUGGGCUUCCAUUCCAUUUCCUUGUGCAGCAACUUGGCUACAAAAGGAACCAUCCAUCGACGUUCAUCCACAUAAAUCACCAUUCACACUGCUCAAAAUCUCGACCUGAUUCAACACCCAGCUGCCGUCCUACGGCCGCUGGAGGAUAUGCAGACGGCUCUCGCCGCCGCAAACUGGGUACUCGGCAACGUGCUCAAGAAGCUGUCCGAUGAUCUGGUGGCGGCGUAUGUGGCCAGUUCCGAGCUUGGUCUCAACUUCACAAGGAUCAAAACCGAGCUCAACUACACGCUCGGGCUGCUGCACGCGGCGCAAGGGAGGGAUGCCGUCUGCUACAACCCCGGCCUGCAGGGGCUGCUGGAGGACCUGAACAAGAAGGCCGACGAGGCUGAGGACGCACUGGACGAGCUCCACUACUUCAUGAUCCAGGACGAGCUCGACGGCACACGGGAGGCCGCCCCAGAGGUGGGCGGGGGCCUUAGCGGCCAUGCCCGGCAUGGCCGCCAUGCUGUUCGUCAUACUGUCGGUAACUGGCUCCCAUGCUUUUCUUGUUCCCGUACACAAGAUAAUGCUUACAACAACGACAAUAAUGGGCCUGUUGGAGUGUUGCAAUUCGAUAGAGUUGCCAUGGCCAAAAGAAUCAAGUCACUGAUCGAGGACAUACAGACCUUGUGUGCUCCUGUGUCCAAUCUCCUCCAAAUAAACCAUAGCAGCUACCCUACAGCAACCAGGGCGGCCUCUCUGAAACGGCCUAACACCAGCUCAACAAUUACACAAGAUAAGUUGUACGGGAGGGGUACUAUUUUUGAGCAGACUAUAUGUGACAUGACCAGCGGCACAUAUCGCAGUGAGGUACUAUCUGUUCUUGCUGUAGUUGGACCGGGGGGCAUUGGGAAGACAACAUUCACUCAACAUCUAUACAAUGACAAAAGAAUAGAAGAGCACUUUCCCGUUAGAGUCUGGGUGUGUGUAUCAACUAAUUUUGAUGUUGUUAAGCUGACCCAGGAGAUUCUAAACUGCAUACUUGCAGUAGAGAAUGAAGAAAGUAGCAGAGCAAAUGAAACAACCAAUUUAGACCAGCUUCAAAAAACUAUUGCGCAGAGAUUGAAAUCCAAAAGGUUCUUAGUUGUCUUGGAUGAUAUCUGGAAGUGCAAUAGUGAGAGUGAGUGGAAAAAUCUACUGUCCCCGUUUACAAAAGGGGAAACCAAAGGCAACAUGGUUUUUGUGACAACACGAUUUCCAAACAUAGCACAGGUGGUUAAAACGACUAAACCGAUAAAAUUACAAGGCCUGGAACCUGAUGAGUUCUGGGAAUUCUUCCAAGCAUGUAUAUUUGGUGACACUGGUGUUGAACUUGAGCAGCAUGACUUAAUUGACACUGCAAAAGAGAUUGCAAAGAAAUUGAAGUGUUCCCCACUAGCUGCAAAAACGGUUGGUCGGUUAUUGAAGAACAAUCUUUCCCGGGAACAUUGGGUGGAAGUUCUUGAAAGAAAGGAGUGGGAAAAUCAGAAAAAUGAAGAUGAUAUUAUGCCAGCACUGAAAAUUAGCUAUGACUACCUUCCUUUCCAUCUAAAGAAAUGUUUUUCAUACUGUGCUCUUUUCCCUGAAGAUCAUAAAUUUGAUGUUUUAGAGAUUACUCGUUUAUGGAUUGCAAUAGGAAUAACAGAUUCUAGUGGCGAAAACAGAGAAGUUAAUGACACAAGAUCAAGGUACUUGGAUGAGCUAGUAGAUAAUGGUUUUCUCAUGAAAGGAGAUGAUAAUUAUGUUAUGCAUGAUUUGUUACAUGAGCUAUCUCAGUUUGUUUCAUCGGAAGAAUGCAUAAAUAUAAGUGGUUCUUGCUUUAGAGCUGAUGGCAUCCCACCAUCUAUCCGUCACUUGUCUAUCAACAUUGAGGGCAAAUUGAAUGAAGAUUAUGAGAGAGAAUUGGAUAAACUAAAGAAAAGGAUAGAUGUUAGAAAUUUGAGGACUUUGAUGUUUUUUGGAGAAUAUAACAGAGGCACCAUUACUAUUCUAAAUGAGGCAUUCAAAGAAAUGAAAAGCCUUCGGGUUCUAUUUAUAUAUGUGGACUCCAUAGGAUCUUUUCCAUGCCACUUUUCAAAACUUAUCCACCUACGUUACCUAAAAAUUAGAUCUCCUCUACUCUUAGAACCAUCGCUACCUAGCGCUUUGUCCAGAUUUUAUCACAUGAAAUUCUUGGACCUAACACAGUGGGGUGGUGGUUACGGUGUGCCUAAUGACAUUAGCCGCCUUGUGAAUUUACGCCAUUUUCUUGCUCAAAAAGAACUCCACUGCAGCAUUCCUGAGGUAGGAAACAUGAAGUAUCUACAAGAGCUAAAAGAAUUUAUUGUCAAGAAAAGGAGUGUUGGAUUUGAACUAAGAGAGUUGGGGAAAUUGCGAGAACUUGGAGGAACCCUCACCAUACGCAACCUUGAAAAUGUGGGAAAUAAGGAUGAAGCACAUGAGGCCAAGUUGGUGUUAAAAAGAAAUCUGAUUUCAUUGAGAUUAGUUUGGAGUCAACAAACAGUAGACUCUGAUGUUGUCGAUGGCCUUCAACCACACCCUAAUCUUAGAGCACUCAGCAUUAUAAAUCAUAGUGGUACCAUUGGUCCGAGUUGGUUGUGUAGUGACAUCUGCUUCGAAAAGUUGGAGUUUCUACAUCUAGAAGGUGUGUCUUGGAACACUCUUCCACCUUUUGGGAUGAUACCAUAUCUCACAGAGCUCAAGUUGAAGAAGAUUGCCGGGAUGCAUCAGUUUGGACCUGACUAUGGUGGUGGUAAAGAUAAAAGUUUCACACAUUUGAAGAAAAUUGUGCUGUCUAAUAUGCCAUGUCUUCUGGAGUGGGUUGUAGAAGCUGAUUGCCUAUCAUUUCCAAGGCUUGAAAUCAUUGAGUGUGUAGAUUGUUACAAUCUAUCUACUCUACCCACCUCAGAGUGUUCUAAAAAGGACAUUUUUCCCAGUCUUUGUGUUCUACAGAUUUUUGGGUGCCCUAAGUUAUCACUUGCCCCGAUCCCUUGCACUUCAAAAACAACGUACAUUCAUGUGGUAAAAGAAUUUUCCGACACAUUGGUCCAUUAUGAGAAAAACGAGUUGAAUGUUAACAGUUAUUUUGGUGCUCUGGACUUUGUUAAUAUGGAUAAAGUAAAGAAGAUAAGUAUCAAAGAUGUCAUGCAAACCUCACGGACUGAACUCCAAAUGCAAAGUUCCGAACAAUAUGACAGUGACACCUUGUUAACAGAAGAAUUCAGUGACAGUGUUAGAUCCAUGACACAUGAAAAAAUAAGUCUCAAUGAAUUUCGUUUCUGUGGAGAAUCACUAGCAAGGGCAUUGAACUGUCUCCCAGCCCUUUUGGAAUUGGAGAUUAGGUAUUCAGUAAAAUAUGACAGAGAACACAAACGGGUUCCGUAUUUUCCUGGGACAGAAUAUCAUGAUCAAGGAGUGCAAUUUCUUUCCUCCAGCUCACUGCAAAAGUUAAAGGUCUCCAACUGUCGAAACCUUAUUGUUCCCAUGGAUAACCGGGGAGGACUGUUGGGCCUCACGUCACUCGAAUCAUUAACAAUAGAAAGUUGUGGUGAGAUGCUCUGUCAGUGGUCUACGGGAGAAGCAGAUCCAAUCAUGAAGCCUUUCCCUGCAUCUCUUAGGGAGCUCACCAUCAUCGGUGAGUCAAGCAAGCUGGCAAUGUCUCUGCUUUCAAACCUAACAUCUCUUACCCAUCUCGAACUAGUAGAUUGUGAGAAUCUAACAAAGGAUGGGUUCAAUCCUCACAUUAUGUUCGGACUCAAGAAGUUGGUGAUUUACAAUUUCAAUGACUUCACCAGGAGAGGAAAUAACAUUCAUGGUACGGUAGAAAACCAUCGCUACUCUACAGAACAUGAUCUAACCUCGGAGCCUUAUAGUGAUGAUAUGGGAGAAAACCAUUGCGACUAUACAGCAGAGGAUCUCCUGUCACAGAUGUCAGAGGAUUACGAUGACAAUAGGGAAGCAAAUGAUUGCGACUCUGUGACAGAGAGCCAUCUCACUGCGGUUCUUGGAGACAUGGAAGAAAAGCUCCCCUGCUCCAUAGCAGCGGAUCUACUCGCGGAGGUGGCACGCAGGGUGAAUGCAAUGUCAGUGUCAGCAGGUUCCUUCUACCAGUUGGAGCAUCUUGAGGUGGAUACCAUCUCUGGGGUGCUUGUUGCUCCAAUUUGCAGUUGCCUCGCUGCAACACUCCACACUUUAUCCUUCCGGCAUGAUCAGCGGGUAGAACAGUUCACAGAAGAGCAAGAGCAGGCGCUUGAGCUCCUCACGUCCCUCCAGCAGUUAACAUUUGAAGGUUGCUAUGAUCUGCAGACCCUUCCAAAAGGAUUAUAUCUCCUACGUUCUCUCAAGAAGUUGGAGAUCAGUAAAUGUCCAGUCAUCCGAUCACUGCCGGACAAGGGCCUACCCACUUCGCUGAAAGAACUAGUAAUAGUGGACUGCACCACGGAGCUGUUUGUGCAACGCAAGCAACUAGAAGCAAGACACCCAGGCUUACUCGUGACGAUGGGAUAAUCCAAGGACUCAGGAGGUACUUUCGAUCAGCCGGUGGCCCAUCACCCCUGCUGCUUCAACUACAGCAUACAAGUGUGGUGUAGCUCUGUUGGAGCUGUGAAUUCAUCAACUUUGUAAAGGUUAUAUCAAUGUGGCUAAAUCUGAUGUUGUAGCUCCUAUUUCACCACCUGGGAGUUAAUUUAGCUCAUUUGUUUUGAAAACAUUGCUUAUACAUGUAGGCUGAAUAGGGGCUCUGUAAGGAACAUGGCCCCAUUAAGCUAUUGUUUGUGAUUUUGGUGAUUGUGUGACAACAUAAUCAAUGGGACUAACGAGUUUGUGAGAUCA